Molecule: messenger RNA, 3300 nt
Organism: Candoia aspera
Lineage: Eukaryota; Metazoa; Chordata; Lepidosauria; Squamata; Candoiidae
Gene: PLPPR4
Product: phospholipid phosphatase related 4
Exons: 7
Coding region: 45-2633 (862 amino acids)
Biological process (GO): phospholipid dephosphorylation; phospholipid metabolic process; signal transduction
Cellular component (GO): plasma membrane
Molecular function (GO): phosphatidate phosphatase activity
Source: RefSeq, a predicted model, not a curated record
CCCUUCCCCUUUUCUCAUGGAGCAGGUUCCUUGACGUCAGAUCUAUGAAUAUUGCACGAAAAAGCCGGCUUGCGAGAGCUACGGCUGCGGCUCGAUGUAAGCCAGGGGUCUAUCCCGGUGCGGACCGUGGCGGCGGCGGCCAAGAGGAGGCACUGAUUGCCGCAGCUUUGGAGAAGGAGGAGAGCAGGCGGCUGGUGGCCGAGAGCGGGAGAGGAGGCCGGCCGUGCAGCGCCGGCGGCGGCGGCGGCAGCGAGCAGGGGGGCCUGUUGCUGCUGCUGCCGCCGAGAGAGGAAGAAGUGCUCGGCUGCGCGCUCCUUCCCCGGCGAGAGCUGGCCCCGGGGGAAUGUGACAUCACCGCGCGGGUCUGGGGCAGCCGAGCAGGAAGGCUUCCCGGGAGCGCCCCGGCCCCGGUGGCUAACGCGCUGCCUCCCGCGCCCGCGCCCGCUCCCCACCUCGGCCCCGCGAUCAGCAUGUCUGCGAAGGAGAGGCCGAAAAGCAAAGUGACUACCAAGGAGAGCGUCACCCUCUUGCCUUGCUUUUACUUCGUGGAGCUGCCCAUACUGGCCUCUUCUGUUGUCAGUCUCUAUUUCCUUGAACUCACCGAUGUCUUCAAGCCAGUUCAUGCUGGAUUUAGCUGCUAUGAUAGAAGUCUGAGUAUGCCAUACAUUGAACCUUCCCAGGAGGCUGUUCCUAUCUUGAUGUUGCUCAGUUUGGCUUUUGCUGCCCCUGCCAUUAUGAUUAUGGUGGGUGAGAGCAUUCUCUACUGCUGCCUUUCCAAACGGCGGAAUGGAAUUGGAGCCGAGGCCAAUAUCAACGCAGGCGGCUGCAAUUUCAACUCUUUCCUUAGGAGAGCUGUCCGAUUUGUUGGUGUCCAUAUCUUUGGCCUUUGUGCUACUGCACUGAUCACUGAUAUUAUACAGCUGUCAACUGGAUAUCAAACACCAUAUUUCCUGACCGUAUGCAAGCCUAAUUAUACUUCCCUCAAUGUAUCAUGCUCAGAAAAUUCUUACAUUGUGGAGGAUAUUUGCUCAGGAUCUGAUCCCAUUAUCAUCAAUGAUGGAAGAAAGUCAUUCCCUUCACAACACGCCACCCUGGCAGCGUUUGCAGCUGUGUAUGUUUCGAUGUACUUCAAUUCUACGCUAACCGACUCUUCUAAACUCCUGAAACCACUUCUAGUCUUUGCUUUUAUCAUCUGCGGAAUCAUGUGUGGCCUGACACGCAUCACCCAGUACAAAAACCAUCCAGUCGAUGUUUAUUGUGGCUUUUUAAUUGGGGGUGGAAUUGCCCUCUACUUGGGUCUGUAUGCUGUGGGGAACUUUCUGCCAAGUGAAGACAACAUGUUCAAUCAGAACAUACACAGAGAGCCACUGAGACCUUUGCCUGACCUAAACCAAGAUCCCAACCGAAUUCUACCAGGGAAAAAUGGUAGUGGUAAUGAUGCCAUCACUACUCAUCACGUGGAGAACAUGUUGAACAGGAACCAUAGAGACACCGGUUCCUUGACAAACCUCAAGAGAGCAAAUGCUGAUGUCGAAAUUAUAAUGCCACGAAGUCCGAUGGGAAAGGAAAACAUGGUCACAUUCAGCAACACCUUGCCAAGAGUCAACACGCCUGCAGUAGAAGAAUCAGCUCGACGGAACGCAACCAUACAUGCGUCUAUGGAUUCUGCCCGCUCGAAACAGCUCCUCUCUCAGUGGAAGAACAAGAAUGAAAGUCGGAAGCUGUCCCUGCAGGUAAUUGAGACUGAUUCCGGACAGUCACCUCCUAGGGCCAUUGAAAUGAGGUCAAGCUCUGAGCCAUCUAGAGUGGGUGUUAAUGGAGACCACCAUGGUCCAAGCAGUCAGUAUCUGAAAAUUCAACCUGGUAGUAUGCCAGGCUGUAACAGUGCUGGCCUAUCUGGGGGACCCAGGGUUUCUAUUCAGUCACGUCCAGGAUCUUCCCAGCUUGUGCAUAUCCCUGAAGAGACCCAGGAAAAUGUGAACACCUCUCCAAAAACAAGUUCUGCUCGAGCUAAGUGGUUAAAAGCUGCUGAGAAGACAGUUGGAUGCAGAAGUAACAGCCAGCCAAGAAUCAUGCAGGUGAUAGCCAUGUCAAAGCAACAAGGAGUUCUUCAGGGCAGCCCAAAGGGCUCUGAGGGCAGUACAGUCACCUGCACGGGAGCAAUCCGCUACAAAACCUUGACAGAUCACGAACCAAGCAGCAUCGUACGAGUUGAAGCCCAUCCCGAAAACAGCCGCCCCAUCAUUCAAAUGCCAUCGGAAGGAGAAGGCAGUGGCUCCUGGAAAUGGAAAGCUCCCGAGAAAGGAAGCCUCCGCCAAACGUAUGAGCUGAAUGACCUCAACAGAGACUCUGAGAGCUGCGAAUCUUUGAAAGACAGUUACAGUUCUGGGGACCGGAAGAGAAGCAACAUCGAGAGCGGUGAGCACCACCAUCAUGGGAUCACCACGAUAAGGGUGACCCCCGUAGAAGGCAGUGAGAUUGGCUCAGAGACCCUCUCCAUUUCCUCUAGCCGUGACUCGACCCUUCGGAGAAAAGGUAAUAUCAUUCUAAUUCCCGAAAGAGGCAGCAGCCCGGAGAAUACCAGGAAUAUCUUCUACAAAGGAACAUCUCCAACAAGAGUUUACAAAGAGUGAGGGCUGGUGCUUCAGCCAAAACAUACUACUACAAUCAAUACUUUGUACUCUCUUUAUUUUUAGAGCUGAUGCCGAAAUAUUCUUGAUGUGCCAACUAUCGACCAUCAGCCUGACUGUUUAUGGAUGUUGCUGAUGUGUAGUGAUUGUGCAUGAAUUUGUGAAUCUCAUGUCGCGGGGGGAAAAAGCACAAUGCAAGAACCUAAUGGAGGGGAGCAAGCUUUUGUUUUCAGAUUCCAAAUGUUUUUCCAGUGGGGACUGACCAGGUCAGCAAAAAGAGCCAUCUUAAAUCCAGACGGCUCGUUUCCUGAAUGUGCCAACUUUUCAACUUAUCUCUGUUUCAUGAUAAAAGGGAAGCAAUUUUUUUUAAAAUCAGCAAAAGCUGUACCAGAGUUGUACUUCAUCUUUGCGGGUUUUGCACCAAAACUUAAUACCAAAUGGUGCUGAUUCUAACUUUACAUUUUUAGAAGACUUCUAUUCCUGUGCAGCUCUCUAAACACAGUACAUUUUAACGUGCGAGUUCUUUCCGAGUAUUUCAGCUGAAAACACCACGCUAACUGCAUUCAUUUAGAAUAGAGAAGUAUCAGUGGCUUUGCUAUAGUGCAAUUGUCAUCUCAAAUGACAGCUGGAGUUUUAUGUAGUGCUUUGAAAGGUUUUCUGGAUCCAAAAG